AGGCGUGGCUGCGAGUGAGAGAGACGCCCAUAUCUUUUGUGGUGUCGUGGGACCAAGACCAGGCAGAACACAACAGCAACUGAAGAGAACAGGAGCGUUCAAGGCAAGAAGACAAGCCAACAAAACCCGGGCUUACCCCUUUUUUUCCGCGUAUAAACAGACCACAACGCAGUCGCACACCCAAGUCACGUUUUCUCAAUCUCAACCAACAAAAAAUCACAGCACCCUACAACAACAACAAUGACUGUUAAUGCACCGACUCACUGCGCUCUUCCACCGAUUCGCACCCUACCAACUCGCUCCUCUCUUUCUUUCUUUAAACGGAGACAGCCCAUUUUCUUAAACGAAGCUCCAAACCCGAGAAUCGUUUUAGUUCGCUGCGAUAAGCUUAAUUCGGAUGGGCUAGGACCCAUGAGAUCCGUUGUGGAGACCGAAUCUGUGUCGGGUAACUCAUCAGCGUCAUCGGCUAUUGAUUUCCUCACAUUGUGCCAUCGAUUGAAGACCACAAAACGCAAGGGAUGGAUCAACCAUGGGAUAAAGGGUCCUGAAUCAAUUGCUGACCAUAUGUACCGCAUGUCAUUGAUGGCGCUGAUUGUUGGGGACCUCCCUGGUGUGAAUCGAGAAAGGUGUAUAAAGAUUGCGAUUGUGCAUGAUAUUGCUGAAGCUAUUGUUGGAGAUAUAACACCAUCAGAUGGUGUGCCUAAACAAGAAAAGAGUAGAAUGGAGCAAGCGGCUUUAAAUGAAAUGUGCGAAGUUCUUGGUGGAGGAAUGAGGGCUGAAGAGAUCAAAGAGUUAUGGGCGGAGUAUGAAAACAAUGCUUCCUUGGAGGCCAACCUUGUCAAAGACUUUGACAAAGUUGAGAUGAUUUUGCAAGCUUUGGAAUAUGAAAUGGAACACGGGAAGGUGUUGGAUGAGUUUUUCCUUUCGACAGCAGGGAAAUUUCAAACUGAGAUAGGAAAGAACUGGGCAGCUGAGAUUGCCUCAAGAAGAAAAUCUACACCGGCCAAAAAGCAAAACUGAUCCCUGGUCCAUCCACCUUUUUCAUCCCCUCUAAGGUUGAGACAGUUCCUUUGGUAUCCGAUGUCUCUCUUACCUUUAUACGCUUUUGUUGCACUGCCUGGUUACGGUCCUUGAAUAUGAAAGGAUAACUGAUAACAAGAGGUUAACGAAGUGGUUCCUUCCCGAGUCACGGCAGGGCUCAUCGUAGGCAACUAACGACCAAAGAAUUAUAAUUCCAGGAUUUAGUGUAACCACUGUUGUGUCCAGUAAUGCUCAAGUGUCGAAGGAAAGUGUUAUUAUUAUUAUUAUUAUUAUUUAGUGAACUUCAAUAAUGGGGUACGUUUAUGUCCUCUGACCAACCAAGGCAGCGAGAAGCACUCUUCUAAUGGUAGCUUGUGAUACAUAUAUGAUUGUGUCCUUGAACAAACAUCGGCAAGCUUCUGUGUGGUAAUAAAAUCAUAUGUAUCGCAUUAUCAA
Populus trichocarpa (black cottonwood) is the source of this 1476-nucleotide messenger RNA. RefSeq lists its product as uncharacterized. The coding region runs from base 241 to 1020 and encodes 259 amino acids. The record is from RefSeq and is a predicted model, not a curated record. Gene Ontology annotation, cellular component: cytoplasm. The transcript has 8 exons. Lineage: Eukaryota; Viridiplantae; Streptophyta; Magnoliopsida; Malpighiales; Salicaceae. Gene Ontology annotation, molecular function: 5'-deoxynucleotidase activity.